Molecule: messenger RNA, 7094 nt
Organism: Clarias gariepinus (North African catfish)
Lineage: Eukaryota; Metazoa; Chordata; Actinopteri; Siluriformes; Clariidae
Gene: clmna
Product: calmin a
Exons: 13
Coding region: 270-3758 (1162 amino acids)
Biological process (GO): nuclear migration
Cellular component (GO): cytoplasm; nuclear outer membrane; meiotic nuclear membrane microtubule tethering complex
Molecular function (GO): actin filament binding
Source: RefSeq, a predicted model, not a curated record
AGGGAGAGAGUGAGAGAGAGGUGGACGUGCUGCUGCAGGAAACUCAGUGCACCUUCAUCAUCAUCAUCCUCCUCCUCCUCCUCCUCAUCAUGAUCAUGCGUGAGCCGGGAGCAGAAACAGAACCAGGAGCAGGAGGAUCUGCCCCUUCCCUCUAGACUGGAGGAUUUUACCCCCGCAGCUGCACGCAUGGGCUCCGUGCGGCUCCGAGGAGUGUUCUAAAGGGGGAAGAGUUUUCCGCACCAGGUGCAGAGAGGAGCUGAUCUGCCAUCAUGGCCGGCCAGGAGUGGACCGACUGGUUCGAGAGGGAGGAACUGAUCGGGCAGAUCAGCGACAUCCGAGUGCAGAACCUCCAAGUUGAGAGGGAAGUUGUUCAGAAGCGGACCUUUACAAGAUGGAUGAAUUUGCAUCUGGAGAAGUGUAAUCCUCCUAUGAUGGUGCAUGAUCUUUUCCGGGACAUCCGAGAUGGGCGGAUUCUCAUGGCGUUGCUGGAGGAGCUGUCAGGAUGCAGGCUGCUGCAUGAAUUCAAACCGUCCGCGCAUCGCAUUUUUAGACUCAAUAACAUUGCCAGGGUGUUGGCAUUCCUGGAGGAAAGAAAUGUGAAGCUAGUCAGCAUUGAUGCUACAGACAUCGCUGAUGGCAAUUCGUCCAUUGUGCUCGGGCUUAUCUGGAACAUCAUCCUGUUUUUCCAGAUAAAGGAGCUUACAGGAAACAUAAGGAACCAGUUCCCAUCCUCUUCCAGCCUGUCGUCCAUCCCAACCAGCUCGGACUCGGACAUGUCUCAGUCCAGCACACCUUCGGAUGACAAGAAGCCCUCUGUCAUCGCCAGAGAUCAUGGAAAAGCCAUAAAGACUCUUUUGCACUGGGUCCAGAGACGUACCAGGAAAUUUGGUGUGGCAGUUCAGGAUUUUGGCAAGAGCUGGACAAGUGGUCUGGCUUUUCUUGCCGUGAUCAAGUCCAUUGACCCCAGUCUGGUGGACAUGAGGAGAGCUUUGCUUAGAUCGCCCAGAGAGAACAUCGAAGAGGCUUUCAGGACGGCGCAUUACAGCCUGGGCAUCCCGCGACUUCUGGAGCCUGAAGAUGUAAUGCUGAAUCGUCCUGACCAACAGUCCAUAAUGACCUACGUGUCCCAGUUUCUGGAGCACUUCCCAGGUAUCGAGGAGGAUGAUCCUUUGGAUAUCCUGGAGAGGAAUAAGGUCAGUGCGCGGAUGACAGAGCCGCCAGUUAAGAAUGGAUUUCAAAGGAAGAGAGAAAAGUCUGGUUUAGUGAAGAGGGACUGGGUUCAGCCUCCGCCCAAGAUUUUUAUCUCCUCAGUAGUUAAAGAACAAGAACAAAAACGGUCUCCUGUACCACUCCGAACAGUAAAUGACCGACCUUGGGACAGCGAAGAUUCCUCGGUGGCUUCAAGCCCCAGUACGACUGAAAAUCGCCCCCUGAGUCGUCCACUGGACCUAAACAAAGAUGCUUCUUCUUCUUUGAGCUCCCCUCAGCCGUCUCUGAUCGACUCGGCUAUGGAUUUUCCAGAAUCUUGGCCCGAGACGCCUAGUGAGCUUCCACAGUCUUGCAGCAACGACUCCCUGAGAGAUUCCACCUCAGCAGGCGAUCUGACCUCUCUCGGUUCUCCAAUGGAAUCAGAAAGAGGUCUGCAAGAUCAGGUAGAUUCAGAGUUGUUCAUUGAUGAAGGAAACUUCUCGCUUAGCUUAGAGGCUAGAUCUGCAUUGCUGUCUGAAGAAGAGGAUGCUUAUAGAUACAUUUUAGAUCUUAAGGAAGAAGAAUCUGCGAGUGACGUACCCUGUGAGGACAUCUUGAAAAUCUCAAAUAGCCAGCCACCGUGUCCCGAGACGAAUCUAGAUAAUCCUACAACUUCUGAUCCUUUCUAUGGCGACUGUGACUCUGGGUACUAUCCAGAUCAGAAGGAGGUCUCCACAACUCAACCAGAUGAUGCGAAUAAGAGUUCGGUACCCGUUAGCUCUAGUCAACUCGUUGCUGAGGAUAAAAAAGAAUCUGAGAACCUGGCUAAAAAUCUCGAAGAAAGUCUUAAACCUUCCGCCACUGAAGAUGUCCCGAAAGCCGCUACCGAAUCAGAUCCAGCGUGCAUUUUUGAGGAUGACCAAGAGUGGCCUGUUGUUCAGUAUGAAAGGAUUUCCAUUUCAGGAAGUGAAGAGGACCUUGACGAACUUGGCACGGAACUGCGUGAAGAACCAUUUGUUGACGAAAUGGAGGAAAAUCUGAUGCCUACUGUGUUAAGCGGUGGAAUGGAAGAUGUUGCUGCGGAGGAAAAUCACCAUUUUAGAAAGACUAAAGUUGUAGAACCAGAGCAGGACAGUGCAAAGCCAGAAGAUCAAGCAGAUCAGAUCGGUACUGAAAUUGAUCCUUCUCAGAUCCUCACAAACAUCAGCCAGCCUGGAGAAGCGGACACUGAGGCAGAGAUCCAAGAGAAAGUAGAUCACACUGAGUCUGGAGCUGAGGAUUCAAGCCAAACUAAAGAGCCAGUGCUGAAAGAUAUGAGUGAAUCCAUUCCACAGGGAACCGACAGUCUGGUGGACACAAACUUUCCUAAAGUUGAUGAAGAGAAGCCAGAAUUCAGUCCUGUGAAGACAUUUGAGGAAAAUGGUGAGAAUAUCACCAGUGGUGAAGAACCAAGUCAGGAUGAUUUAAGCCUUGUUCAGGACGAUGUCAUGGCUCAAAGCAAGUCAGACGAAGAGCUGGAUGUGACCCAGAGUCUUCCUGAGACUGAACUUGUUCCUCAAAAUGGGACCAUCGAGGACGAGUGCGAAGACGAGAAUGUUAAGCAAGGCGACGCCUCAUCUGACAAUCUGCAAAAUAUCAGUGACACUAAGGCUAAAGAUGACGCACUGAUUGAGAGCGACACGUCAAAUCUGGUGUCUCCGACUUCUCAGAGUAAUGCCCUCGUACCUGACGUCUCCACAUCCGAGAUCAUGGACGAGCCAAAUCCCGCUGCUCAGUCUUGCGAAGAAGAAGAAGAGCAAUCCUUCAGUCCUCCGACUCCCGGCACAGUAGACCAGCCGUACGAGGAUGAAAAUGAAGGACAUGCCGCUUGGGAGCAGACCAAGUUUCUGGAUGCGGAGCGGGCGGAGAGGUGCCGUGCGGAGCUCCGGCUGUCGCUCAGCGUGACCCCUCUGCAGCCCGCGCCCUCGCAGCCUGCGCUCACUGACUCUGACAGUGCGCAGGAAAAGGUGAUUACCGUAGAUUACGGGGUUGUGGAGUCUCCGGGACAGAGUCCGUUCAGCCUUUGGGUUUCGCACCCAGGAGAAUGGGGCUUGGUAGAAACGGACCUGGACGCAGAGAUCGAGCGGAACAACCGAGAAGAACGGAAAAGGAGAGAGGAACCAGAGAACGAAGUCUCCACCUCUGCCAGAGAAGACAACUCGGACACGCUGAGUCAUUCAAACAAGGAAGAAGCUGCCAGAGAGCAAAGCACUGAAGAUGAAAACCAGCCACCGGUAGUAAUAGUACCAGAAGUGGUGGACGUGAAGGGAAUUAAAUUCAAUCCUGAGAUUCAGCCCAGAGAAAACGGAGAAACCCCCGCACCCAUCACGGCAAAUCACACAGAUGAAAGGUGUGUGAUGUGUAAUAAGAAGGUGUGCAGUGCUGCACGGACUCCGCAGCGUCCGAACCACCCGGGGCUCUCCGAAGUCGACUUCCUGCUCCUCAUGUGGCUCCUCCUCUACUGCCUGCUCGUCCUGCCUCACAUGGACAUACGGACGAUUUCCCGCUUCCUGCUCAACCUGGACGAAUGAGAACGCGGGAUCAGAUUAACUAACGCAGGCUUCUGCUUGCUUUCUUCCACAGCUCACGUAUUGCGAAUGAAUGUUUUCGGAGAACUGACAGCACGUUGCCAUAUCUGUACGUUUUAAACGCCCACGCAUGGACUCAUCGAAAGGGUGUGUUUACUGUUGAAGGUUGGUUUUAUUUGGUCGACAGGUUGCCAGGUUUACAGCCUAGACACUGCAUCUUAUGGACACGAAUGCUUUAUCAAGUCAAUAUUUUAACAAGAGAAUUAAUAUUAUUAAAAGUAAAUAAUUAUUAUUGCAGUUUUGGCCUUCCGUAUGGUAACGCUUCUGCUGUUUGACAUUUUGUGCACUUAUUUUAUUUUAAUCUCGUAACUGAAUUGAUAUCGCCAGUAAGGAGUUAUUUGAUACACAACCUGCAAUCAGACUGUAUUUGUUUUUUGUUUUUUUAAUGUUUUGUGUAUUUUUUUUUUUUUUUUUUUUACUUUUGAAUUAAAGUCUGGCUCUUUAUAAGAACUGCUAAUGGAAUUUAUUUUGGAAUUAAUUUGAAGGAAACACCCUCGUUUAACAAAUCACCUAAUGAACAGACAGGAUUGUGGCUUCAACUGCAAAAAUGAUUGUAAUAAAAACAAAAAUCCCAUUAAUCUUGCGAUUACAAAGCCGGAAACAUUUUCUUUUUUUUUUUUUUGCAGAGCGGCACAAAAAAAAGUCACGAAUAUUUCAGGGAGGAAUUUUUGUUAUGAACUAACAAGAUGAAAAUGUCACAUAUGAUUUCAGGUUUUAAGAUGAUAUAUAAAUAUAUAUUAUAUUAUACAGUUCUGCUCAUAAAUUUACACACCCUGGCAGAAAUUUUUUCAAGUUGUGUCCCAAUUUUUAAAGGAACUGUGGUUAUCAGACCAAAUACAAUCAUUUUUAAUAAGAUUUAAAUUCUAUAACUAUAAAACAUCAAGGAAUAAAGCAGCCCUUAAACAAAACGUUAAAGAAAAUAAUUUGGUGGUCCUUGCUAAACAUUUGCAUAGCCAUAGUUCUCAGUACUGCCCCCUUAGCAUCAACAAUGCCUUGGUGUCUUUUGUGAUAAUAGGUUGAUGAGACCCUUUAUUUUUAACCUCCAUGUUUCACAAUAGUUAUGGUGGACGUCUUAUCAUAGUCUUUGUUGAUUCGUCUCUAAACAUAUCGUUUAUGAAUUGUGGCCAAAAAGUUCCAAUUUUGGUCUUUUCACUUGUAAUGACUUUGUGCCAGAAACUGUCAGGCUCUGGGUAAUGUCAGGGGGCUGUUUUUAACUACUUUUUUACUGCCAACUUGACCAUGCAGCCUGUCUUGGUUUAACUAACUCCUUAUUGUGCAUUUGGGAAAAGUGACACCAAGUUUUAAUUCAGACAAGCCUGUAUUUCAGCUAAGAUUGACCAUUUUUCCUUUGCAUCCCGAAUAAUUUUCUUGUCUAUGGGGCUAAAACUGGAAAUCCUUUUUUUUAAAUAUCAGUUCUACUUUUUCUUUAACCCCUAAGAACCCAGACCAGUUUAAGGGAAAGUAUGGAUGAUGUAACACAGACCAAACAAACCAUGUGUUUGGAAGAUAUUUUGAAAGCUGCCACAUGAAAUUGUUAGCUCAAAUAGUUAAGGCUAUGGGAUAGUGAUCAGAAGGUCAGGGUUCAAGCACUACCAAGGCUGCCCCUGUUGAGCACUUGAGCACGGCCCUUAACCCCACCUGCUCCAGUCUCCUGGCUGACCCUGCGCUCUGGCCCCAGCUUCCCAAAUGGGAUAUGCAAAAAACAAACAAACAUAUUUUCUUAAUUUAUUUAACAUCAAUUUGUUUAAGAAAUUUAAUGCCAUAUUUAUAUUUAAAAUAUAUAUAUAUAUAAAUCAUAUUUAAUAAGUCAAAUUAUAAAAUAUGAGACCUUAUUAAAUCGGUAAAAUUAUUAAAUAGGAUGGAACUUAUUUUUAGUUUCAAAAAGGAAUAUUCCAAUCAUAUAUAUAAUAAUUAGCUAUUUGUGUCACAUGUAUACCAGUUCACAGAUUGUCACAUGACUGCACUUCAGGACUUUGUGAGUUAAAUUCGAUUGUAAAAGCUGAAUAAGGAACUUUCCAGACCAUUUAAAUGGUUUUAUGGGUUUUACGGUCUUUUGGCCCUUGUUUUGCCUUCCCCAUGGCUUCGUGCUCAGUGAUUGAAAUGUGCUUUUUUAAAUGUAAUUUAUUUAUUUUUAGCUCAAAAACUCAUUUACUGUAUACACAGAGACACUAAUUUUGUACACUCAGACCAGCCAGAGGCGUGAAAACUCUUACACUUAAUAACUUAUUAAAUCUUUGUGUUUCAGCUUGUGUGUAUACUAUCAGCACAAAUAUUAAAGACGAUUUAAAUUUUAAAUCUUUAAUUUAUUACAAUAAUCAUUUGAACUAAAAAAAAAAGGGCUCACCUCAACACUCUCCUUAAAUCAUGCUUUAAAAUGUAUUUCUGGAUGAUUGAUCAUAUUUUUCUUUAAAGAAAGCGCCAUAUUUCACUGCCAGGGUGUGUAAACUUAUGAGCAUACACCAAAAACAACAAUAUAUUUUUGAAAAAUAAAUUAUAAAAUAAUCAUCAACGUGUGCCUAAAUGCUGAGGGGAUUUGAAUUAACCUAUAAUAAUGACGUCCUCUUGAGUGUGGUACAGCCUAGUGAAAUUUCAAUUUAAAAUGCACUUUUACAGAAUCCACGACUUUUAACCCACAAGUCUCUGAAUAAGCUUCGGCGGUGUCAAGUUGAACACGAAGCGCCAAAAAAGAAUCCGCCAAAGACUUUAGUUUGCCGCUCAGAGGGGCCGAAAAAAAGUGUGAUGGAUUCGCUGUUCUCUUUAUAAUGAAGUAUUCGAUAUUUCUGUGUAUAUUUUACAGCACAUCGAUCACGUCUUCUCUGCUCAGUUUCGAUUAUUACGUGAGGUCUGUAUGUAUUUGGUAUUAUAUAAGCCAUUUCAAAGGAAGUGCUUUUAUUCCUGUUGAUAUGUUGCGUUUGUAUUUUUUUCCCUUUAUAUGUGUAGAUAAGUUAGAGAUAAUCAUUUCCUUAAUGCUGUAAGUCCAUAGACUUUGAUGAAGUUUCACGGAUUUGUAUCGCUUUACAGAACUCCGAUUGCUAGCACUGUGUGUGUGUGUGUGUGUGUGUGUGAAAUUUGAGCAGAGGCGACCUUGUGGAAAUUACUGUGCGUCUUCUAUCCCUGUAAGACAUUUCUGGAAGUCGUGAAAGGCCCGCUUCGAUGAUCUCUGCAUGAGGGUUUUGUGGUUGCGAAACAAGUUUUAAGUUUUGUAAAAGCUAUCUGGUAAAAUCGGUACUUCACUUUUGUAUUUGGAGAUCCUUGUGCAAAUAAAUUACGCGCCUCUUA